AUGGAUGAGUUCCCUCCCGAGUAUGUCGAAGCGAGCAAUGCAGGGCGAAUCGUCGGGAUAGUAGGCACUUUCUGCUUCAUCGCCCUGACAUUUGUCUCUCUGCGUAUUUAUGUCCGAUUAGCUAUUCUAAGGACCUUUGGGGCUGAAGAUGCGCUCAUCAUCCUCGUUGCUAUUCUUGCCCUGAUCUCUUGGAUCUGCCUAGUCCUCCAGAUACCGUACGGCCUCGGACGUCAUGGCUUGACCAUAUCGAUAGAAGACCGAACCAAAUUCGAGCGCAUAACAUUUUGGAAGACGGUGUUAUCGGAUGGCUUCGCAUUGGGACUUUUGAGAAUAUCAAUGGCAAUCAGUCUACUACGAUUGAAGCGGGACUUGAAAUGGUACCGCUGGUCACUCUACGCUAUCGUUGCCUUCGUGGUUGCGUAUUCUAUUCAAGCAAUCUCCUGGCUUUUUGUCUACUGCACCCCAUAUUCAGGGUGGUGGGAGUUUCAAUGGAUGAAUCCCUUCGAUCCAAGAUGCCACGACUUCAACUUGUUCCUCAACUUAACAUACUGGAAUGUUGCCUGCAACAUCUUCACCGACAUCUGCUUGGGAGCAUUACCCAUUCCAAUAAUCUGGCAUCUGAAGAUGAGGUUCCGGGUCCGGCUCUACGUGAUAGGCAUCCUCAAUCUUGGAUAUUUCGCAGUCAUCAUGGGCAUCCUCAAGGCCGUCUUCAUGCUUACCACCGGUGGCAGCCCCGAUGCCAUUUUCGACUAUUGGGUUCACUUCUGGCAAAAGUACCUCCAACUCAACAUCGGCAUCAUCGCAGCUUGUGCCUCAUAUCUGAAGCCCCUCUUCGGACGUAUGUUGAAGAUCAAUAGCACGAUGGACUACUACCCCAACAACGAGCGAUAUGGUCGCAGCGGCCAAACGCCCCUGGGUGGCGCUGGAUCCCGUAGCAAUGCCUAUGCUAGUGCCAGGAGAACGGGCAUACCCCUGGAUCUGAGUGUGCAUGACGAAUUCGAGAUGCACACCAAGGAUGAUACUCGCGUCGUAGAGCGGCAGGUCUCCGUCGUAGGUUCGAGAGGCAAUAUGGUACGGUCGCCGGUGGCGAUGGAAGGCCGGUCGUCUGCGGAAGCUGUGUACACGGGGUGCUUGCCGUCUGAUACGAAUAGCGAAGAGAUUAUACUGGAUAAGGGACAGCGGGGUAUCUUAUGUACCAGAGACUUCACUGUUAAGUAUAGUGAGAACGAUAAUGCGAGAUGUUGA
This is a messenger RNA of Colletotrichum truncatum, 1245 nucleotides long. The record is from RefSeq and is a predicted model, not a curated record. Lineage: Eukaryota; Fungi; Ascomycota; Sordariomycetes; Glomerellales; Glomerellaceae.